AUGGAGCUGGAGCUUGAGCUGGAGCUGGAGCUGGAGCUGAAGCUUUGCUGUCGCGAUUCACGAUCCAUGGUUCAUCUGCGGUUCGAGAACGGGCAGAGCUCCAGAAGCUUGGGGCAGGGAGCUCGUGCAGGGCUCCAGGGCCCCAGCAUCGUACCGCAUGGCACCUCAUAUGGAUUACAUAAUAGGCAGCUGUCAGCUCCCUGCGCAGAGGACCAUCCGUGCGCUGAAUGCAACGUCGAGGACUGUCCAGUGAGUGAGGCCACCUCCGCUGCUCCGCUGCUUGAAAUCGGCCUCGGCUCCGGCCGCCUGGGUGCGCCAGGUGGGCUUGUCCGAACCCCAAGCUGGAAGGUGGUGGUGGUUCGCAUGACAGUCGCCAACGUGGACUAA
Diaporthe amygdali is the source of this 387-nucleotide messenger RNA. RefSeq lists its product as uncharacterized. Bases 1 to 387 code for a protein of 128 amino acids. The record is from RefSeq and is a predicted model, not a curated record. The transcript is spliced from 2 exons. Lineage: Eukaryota; Fungi; Ascomycota; Sordariomycetes; Diaporthales; Diaporthaceae.